AUGGCGAAUUCCAAGAUCCCCCUUCCCGAGUACCUCAAGGUCCUUACUCAUGGUCUGUCCAUGCACAAAGCAAUGCAGAUAUCUGGUAAAAUAUACAAGACUUUCAACACUCCUGCUCAGCUUUCAGACUUAUCUGAACUAAAACUCAAGUCCUGCGGUAUUGAUGACAAGGAUGACCGCAAGAAUAUUAUGUCUGCUAUCCGAAAGGCUGGGUUCAGCUCUGACUCACAAGCAGAGGCGGGCCCAAGUGACCAGCCUAUGACCACCUCUACGCCAACGAAGAAGAAGCGGAAACAUGAUGCUAAAGACGUCAACGAAUUCUUACCGAGUGGUCCCACUGAUGAAGCCGCGAAAUACGGUAGCUUGGAUUUCAACGAAGUUUUGGAUACAGAAAUCCUCAUCAAGAAGAGCACCGUUAUCAACCGCGCACCUCUAAUGACUGCGUGGGCCAUGGUUGUCGCAGAGCGACUCGGGUUCCGGAGAGAAGAGGCUCUGAGUAUCGCAUCCGUAUACACCGAAAUGAAUGCUCUCUCUAAAGGAGUAUCACUAGGAAUAUACAAGGACGGUAAACAGAAGGGCCUAGACGCAAUCAAAGGAGGCUCACAGCCUUACGUCGAGUUGAUGGGUAGAAGUCCCCUAUAUCAAUCUCAGUCCAAUCAAUGGCGCGCCCUGCUCAACAGUAAACCAGCUCAGCCCAGUUCCCCCUUCUCCUACAUUUCCCGAUCUUUUCGUCAAACGACGCCCCACAUUAUUGGGGCUUUACGACUGCUAGCAGAAAGCUUCCCUCCGAAGGAACUCAAUAACAAAGGUUGGGCUCUGUAUGCCGAAUUUCGACCCUCGGUAAACGGAUGGGGGGAGAGGUCCGAGGUUAAAUGCGAAACCAUAUUAAACCUACGGAAUACAGUCGUGAGAGCCGCGGAGACAACUAGCACAUCAAAGGAAGUAGAGUCAUCAUGUUUUGACGUUGUACAGUUUGAAGAAUGUGCAUCAUCAAGCGAUGCCCAAGCACAUAAACGACAAAAGACUUUUGACGACUAG
Molecule: messenger RNA, 1038 nt
Organism: Desarmillaria tabescens
Lineage: Eukaryota; Fungi; Basidiomycota; Agaricomycetes; Agaricales; Physalacriaceae
Exons: 6
Coding region: 1-1038 (345 amino acids)
Source: RefSeq, a predicted model, not a curated record